Molecule: messenger RNA, 6058 nt
Organism: Cavia porcellus (domestic guinea pig)
Lineage: Eukaryota; Metazoa; Chordata; Mammalia; Rodentia; Caviidae
Exons: 9
Coding region: 184-1959 (591 amino acids)
Source: RefSeq, a predicted model, not a curated record
CUGGUGCUGUCACAUUCUGGUCGUCCUUGUCCAGUCCCUACUGCACUGUGCCUGGAGGACGUUGCUGCAGGACCCUGGGGAGCAGUGGGGAGCUUGGGCUCCCAAGCGUCCCUCGAAGGACUUGUCUGCCCAGACUCCCUAAGAGAAUGUGGAAUUGGCCGGGCAUGGUGGCGCACACCUGUAAUGCCAGAGCUCCAAAGGCUGAGGCAGGAGGAUUGCUGUGAGCUCCAAGCCAGUUUGAGCUACAUAGUUAGACCCUGUGGGGGGAGAGACAGAGACAGAGAAAGGCCCUUUCUAUACAAGGAUCAGCAUCAGUGUUGUUUUACGAGACGUCAGUCCCUUAACCUGAACUUCAUCUACCCUUCCGGCCUCCUUGCUGUGUGCCAGAGCCCGGGGGACCUGCCUCGCCGCGGCCUGUACACCAAUAUAUUCAGCGACCUGCCCAGCCAGCCUGUCCUGGGGACCUUCACACCCUUUGGCUGUGGCAGCAUCUCUUCUCAAAGGCAGAUCCUCUGCAUGAUGUUUAACCCGUACGGAGGCAUGGUGAUCAACAGCAGUGGACGCGUGGUCAGGGAGUGGAUGUGGCCUGCGAAGGGGAAACUUGAUGACCCCGUGGAAAUUGGGGUAAACAGUUUCAUGACGGUGAAGAUUUCGGGGCGCUUUGCCAUUACCUUGGUCUACAGAUGCCAUCCCCAAAGCCUGAAGCUGGCGUUAGCACCCAAAAAACAUGAGCCUGGGUCUGCAGGUCUGCCUGGUGUGCCACUCCCUGCCAUCAACCCAGCUGUCACAGCUGCCCCUGGAACCAGGGACUCCACUGGAGACUGCAAGAUGAGCUGGCGACUGGCCUUCACCGCCCAGAACAGAGAUGCCACAAGUGCGGUGGACCCAAGAGACACAGACGCACUGGAUCCAGCCCCGGAUGUCAGCCCGCUGCGGGACGUGGUGACCGCGGGCAAGCUCCAUGCGCUUCAGAAGAAGGCGCAGCGGCUGCUGCUGGGCUGGAAGAACUGCUACCUCAGCGCGCUGGGGACAGAUGUGCUGCCUCCGCCACUGCCCACUCAGAGCCAGGCUGCCGGGGCAGGACAUGGGGCUCACGAGGCCCUGCAGCACUGCGGCUCCUCCUGUGUACCAAGGGGCGCCCAAAGGCCACGGUGCCGCCUCCUGGGAACCAAGACCAGGUCCAGGACCAAGAUGCCAGCCACGACUGCACCACGGUGCCCACGGCCUCUUCCCAUGGACAGCAGGGCCGUGUGGCUUGUGCCUCAGCUGCUAUGUCCCGUGGUCCUGAGGAGGACGCUGCGGGGACAGCGGGGGGACAUCUGUAGGUGCAGCACCCACCACAUCCCGGAGGUGACAGACCUGGAGUACGACUCCCUCAUCCUGGACCAGUUGUGCUCCUCGGAGCAGACCAUCGUCAUCUACGUGUCCUCCGCCGAGGACAAGGACUGGACCAAGAGUGGGCUGGCCCAGGUGUACCGGGGGCUGAACAGGUCUCGAACCAUGCCGUGCAUCCAGAGCCACCUGGACACCUUCCGCCUGCUCACAUACAACCUCACGUCUGCGGCGAAGCUGAUGGGCAGUGACUGUCCGCUCCUGGUUCGGAGGCACAGCGUUGUCCCGGGGAUUUUCCUGAUGUACAUCCGAGGCAAAUUACUAUUUGCCAACUUUAUUUUCAAUGGCUACAGUACAUCUGCUAGAGAUCUUCAAAAGCAAAUCAUGAAGACGAGAAACGAUUACCUCAUGGGCUACUUCCUCCCAAGGGACUUCAGAAUUCGGUAUGGACGCUGCACAUGGCCUGCCUUCUCUCUUUACUUUUACUCACUUGUUUCUGUUUUGUUUUGUUUUUUGACUCACUCUGUAGCCCAGGCUGACCUCAAACUUGCGGCGAUCCUCCUCCUUCUGCCUCCCGAGUGCUGCACCCCGCACCUAGCUUUCACUGUAGUAAGAAAAUGUCCUUGAGGGCCAAGUUUUGCAAUGUGCCCUUCUGGAUAUUUACGUCCAGCAUCAGAUCUUUUCUGCAAAGGGGUGGCCUUCCCUUUGGCCAGGACUUAGUCCAGGUGCUCUGCUGGGUGCCAGCUGCUCCCAGGAGCAAGAGGCAGGCGGAAGUGGACCUGCUGGGCCGAGCACCCUCCUGUGGCCGCAGGGCUUUCUGUGGGGCGCUCCCCUGGGCCAGGACCUGUUGUAGACUCUCUUCAGCAGGAUGGGUGCGGAGCAAGCCCUAACAGGUUUCACACCGAGAAGUUACCUGAGCACAGGAGAGAGCAGAGGCUGGGCUGAUGACAGAAAGGUGUUCAGGCAGCUGCCAUCUUUCUUCACAGUUUUGCUUUUAUUUUUGAGUCUGGGUAUCACCAGGAAGCUCAGGCUGGCCUCAAACUCACAGCAACCUUUCUCUGCCUGGCCUCCCGAGGGCUGGGGUUCCAGGUUUGCUACACCCCUGGAGCCCUGCCCCAAAUAUGAGAAUGACCAUAAUGGGAAAACCAGGAGAAAGAGGAAAGGGGUUUCCCUUUUUGCUGAUAAUCAUAUUGCAAGCAGCAGGGGGAAAGGAACACACACAAAACCUCCGAGGAAUGCAGCUUUUAUUAAUGACUUCUUAGCCCAGAAGGGACAGUGAGACAGUACAGCCACACACAACCCACAGCUGGCGGCCUGGUAAUCUCCCAGAAUAGCUGGCCAAAGAUCGAUGUGAUAAAAUACAGAGACAAUGAUUCAGUCCUGCUUUUUUAAAAGUAUCUGCACAUCACAUCCUCACAGAUAAGACCUCAGAGGCAGGGGCCACCCAGAUGCUUCCAAGAGAGGGCAGACUGAGGGACACACCCCUUGGGCGGAGCAUCCCUGCAGAAAAGCAGGGGACCCUGCCACACCUGACGGCGAGAUGGACGGAAGCACAUGCCAGAGGCGCAGGGCAGCUGCGGGCCUGGGGACAGGAGAGAGGACUGGGUGUCCGCUGGUCCUGAGCUUCAGAGAGACACAGUGAAAAAGCUGCAGAGAUUUCACUACAAUGCGAACAUGAAUAUUUAAACUUUUAAACUGUACACUUAAAUACUCGAGAUGGUAACUUUUAUGGUGCUUUUACAAUUCCUAGAUUAUAACCUCACGCCUUUAGGUACAGUUAGGAAAUAUAUAGUUCUAAUAUAAAAACAAGUGAUCAAAAAGUAAAAACAAAACAUCUUUGAAAGAAUAUUCUCAAGUUCUCUAUAUGUGUGUGUUUGUGUAUAAUUGUACUAAUUUUUUCAUGGUGAUGUGGAUGAAACCCAGGGACUUGUGUACAGUAGGCGAGUGCUCUACCCCAGGCCUGAAGGCAACCUGUCUGUCUGUGUGUGUCUCCUUUCUUCCUCCCUUUCUCCUUCCCUCCCUCCCUUCCUUCCUUCCUUCCUUGUAGGGUCUCACUGUGUAGCCCAGGCUGACAUCGAACUCAUGGGGAUCUUCCAGCCCCAGCCUCCCCAAUGCUGGGAAUACAGGCAUGUGCCACCAUGCCCGAGUAAAGGCAGACUUUAUAAACAAGCCUAACUUUUCAAAUAGCACAGUCUCAUGCUCUGUGUUCAUAGUUAAACAUGUUAACAGAUUGCAGCCGGGCUGAACAUGGGGCGCAUGCUUGUAAUCCCAGCUCUUGGGAGGACUGUCACAGGUUCCAGGCCAGCCAAAGCUAAGUAGUGAGACACUGAGCAAAAAAUACAGGGCAGUGGGAUGCACUGUGCAAAGGUGACUGCUGCCUGAGCCAUGCCCCAGGGGCUCUGGCUCCUGGCCUUCCCACCCUGUGGGGGGCCUGACUCACCCUGACUCACCUGCUGUGACCCCAGCCUGCUCGGCUGCUGCACCCUCACCAUCACCUGGAGUAUCCACUUUCAGGCUCCCUUUCGAGCUCUUUUAGAACUCCUGUCUUCUAAAUUACCAGAGAAACCAGUGGCGGCGGCAGCACUGCCCUGGGAGGAGGCCAGGAUGAACUUGAGUAUUUUACCACCCAGAGCAGCAGAAGGAAAAUGCGCUUGGCACAUUUCUCCUCCGUGCAAGCGACGCAGCGGCACAACAGGUUAAUGCCCCAACCCGCCCUCGCUCCGUGGCCGCUCGUUUUCAUCAGCAAAGCAGGACCUUCAGUGAGCCUGAAGCCAGGCUUGGAACUGGGAAGGAGACCUUGCAUCCCUUGCCCCUGGGAGCCCUAGAGUGCAAAGUGUGUAAGAGAACAAAGCCCUGCAAUUUGGGGGAAGAGUUUUUAGGGGCAGGGCUUGACGUUGUCUUUCUGGCUAAGUUGCUUCUGCUAAAAACACAUUUUAAUCUAUUUUAUCACCUGAUCACAAGCACUUAACAUGCAGAAUUUCUGUGCUGGAGCUCAGCUGGGAGACGAUUGUAGUCAGUAGGGGUGCCACUCUGACUGAGGAGGCUGGGGCAGCGGGAGCCCUAGGAGACAGCAGUCUGUCUGCUCGGCGUCUUCUGUCCGUCCGGGAGCUCCUGGGCGUCAGGAGUGAUGCACGGGCUUAGGUUGGUUCUAGGAUAGGCCCAGGGGCCUGGUUGGAUCUGGGAUCCCUGGGACCAUACCUAGAACAAACCCAAACAGAACCAAACUCCUUGGGAGCGCUGCAGCUCAGGUGGCUUCUGGGCUCUGCACCCCUAUGCGGCUCCAGGUUGCCCAGGGGCAGGACGACCGCUGUGGAGGAGCCAGCCAAGGGGCAGUGGGAACAGAGCGGUGUGAAGGUUGCAGGACGCACUUUGACUGGAAAUGCAGUUCAUUUCCUUAUGAUUUAGCCAGGAAGGACAGCAAAGGAUAUGUCAUUGUUUAGGAUAUCACAAAAGGGUAAAUUCAGAGAAGACACGCUUUAGUAAAGCUCAGCUCAGGAAACAUAAACGUAAACAAGAAUUUUUUUUUUUUUUUAGACAGGAUCUCACUAUGUCAUAUAGGCUGGCCGUGAACUCAUGGCAAUCCUCCUGCCUCAGCCUCCUUGCUAAGGCGUACACCACAUCUGGCAAAAUGAGACAUAGCAUAAAGUAGUGAAUUAUCCCCUACUUUAAGAAACUCUUAAUACAGAAAUCUGAGAGGAAAUAUUUCUACGAGCAUAUCUAUACUAAUUUUUAAAGAGCAUGUAGUUAGAAGUAUCUAUAGUUUGAAUUCUAUUCUAUUACAAUAACAUGUUGCCAAGUGAAUUUUGGAAGUACAGAUAAAACCAGUUUGUUGAUAGGCUGAGCUAGAUUAACAUGCAGAGCAGCUAAAGGUAAGCAUGUGCAUUUUAACUGAUCACACACUGGAAGAGACGAGUGAAGCCACGCGCACCUUCUGGGCUCCUGCUGAGUGUAUGUACCUGUGCUCCUGGGAUCAGCUCAUCCACUUUUGGUUUCUAGCGAUGACCCUUGAGUAGGAUUACUUUCCUCUCGUGAUUAUAUCCAAGAGAAGCUGUCUCCUGGUUCCACCAAGCCAGGCUUAGCCUCAUGACUAUUUCUUCUGUAAUGGUAGCCUCAAGAAACUGAGCCAGGCGUGGUGGUGCAUGCCUGGCAUCUUAGUACCCAGGAGGCUGAGACAGGAGAAUUAAAUGUGAGUUGGAGCUCAGCCUGGACCACAGAGUGAGUUCAGGGAUGUCCUGAAAUACAUGGUGAGACCCUGUCUCAAAAAACCAAAAACAAACUGGUCUGGAUCAUCCACUACUGUAUGAUAUCUCUAUGCAAAUUCGCUUCCACUGUAACUGAAGGCUGAGUCCAGGAGGCAUGGACAUAAGAGAAACAGGCCGAUUUGCCAGUCACUGUAUGCGACAGAGGCAGGAGCAGUCUGUAGCUGAUAAAUUGGUGGAAACACUGCCUGAUGCUAGGAUAUCUAUUUUUAGGCAGAUUCAAAAUUCAUAUGCAAAUUUCAUGUUUUAUUUUUUCAUUCAAGAGAGAAAAAUUAGCAGGGCUUGGUGACACAAGCUAGUAAUCCCAGCACUUGGGAGACUGACGCAGGAGGAUUACCUCAAGUUCAAGGCCAGUCUAGGUUACAUAGUGAGUUCAAGGCCAGCCUGAACUGCAUAUCGAGGCCCUGUCUCAAAAAUCAAAACAGAAGGAGCUGGGGAUUUAGCUCAGCAGCAUAAACGCCUGCUUU